AUGCAAUCUCCUUGUCAAGAUCAUUGGGAAGCAGCCUUGCACUUAAUCAAGUAUCUGAAAGGGACACAACACAGAGGGCUGCACCUUAAUUCCAAUAACAACUUCAACCUGGAAGCUUAUUGUGAUGCAGACUGGGCUACCUGUAAGGAAACCAGAAAAUCCCUCACAGGUUACUGCAUUUUCUUAGGAGGGAGCCUGAUAUCUUGGAAAACUAAAAAGCAGACCACGGUUUCACGGUCUACGGCAGAAGCUGAGUACAGAAGCAUGGGUUCAACCACUUGCGAACUUGUGUGGAUUUACAGUUUGCUCAGAGACUUAAGAGUUGAUAUCCAAACUCCUAUUCCCUUCUACUGUGACAACCAGGCAGCCUUGUAUAUCACGGCUAAUCCGGUCUUCCAUGAAAGAACCAAACACAUUGAGAUUGACUGCCAUCUUGUAAGGGAUAAGUACAAAGAAGGCUUCAUCGCCCCUAAGCACAUUGCAUCAAAGGAACAACCUGCAGAUCUCUUCACGAAAAUUUUAAUAGGUACAAGGUUUAUGUACUUGGUGUCCAAGCUAAAUCUUGUCAACGUUUUGACAAGUUCAGCUUGA
Molecule: messenger RNA, 591 nt
Organism: Sesamum indicum (sesame)
Lineage: Eukaryota; Viridiplantae; Streptophyta; Magnoliopsida; Lamiales; Pedaliaceae
Source: RefSeq, a predicted model, not a curated record